GGGGUGGGAUCCACAUCCUCAGAGGUAGGCUGUGCUGGAGGUGGAGCGACGAGCCCAGGCCUCGGGAGGGGGAAGGGCGGUGUCAGGGCGGAUCUCGGGGCGGGGCCUCAGCGGGCCACGGGCCGUUGGACUGGGCUCUCGGCACUCCCUCACUCCCGCCAUGCCCCAUCUCAGGACCCCGCCGAGCCGCGGGAAGCUUCGGCUGGAGCGAUGCCCCAGAAACGGCGGCGGCGAGGCUGCGUUCGGGGAGUCCCCGGCCGGGAGGAAGGCCGGGCCAGCAGGCGUAGCGUCUUCCCGUUCGGCCUCCUGCCGGUGGACUGCCAGCUGCACAUCUUCUCCUUCCUGACGGAGGCGGAGAAGUGCACGGCGGCUGAGGUGUGCCUCGCCUGGAGCCAGCUGAUGCGCACGCCCCGCCUGUGGCGCACGGCCGACUUCAUGCGGCUGGGCGCCUUCCAAUCGGGCCUCGAGGUGGUUUUGGUGUCGGCGCGAGAGUUUGAGCGCUGGAAGGACUGGGUGCACCAGUAUGCCUACCACCUCAUGGCCCGCGGAGCCAGCCUGCUGCGACUCCGAGCCAGCUUCGAUCUGGCUGACCAGGGGGCCCGCUGGGCCGACUUCCUCUCUGGCUUCCUGGAGGGUGUCCACUGCGGGGAUCUGCGGGACCUGGAGCUCAACUGGACCCUGACGCACCUGGAGCCGCCUGACUUCUACCCCCCGGGCACGUGCAGCAUGACCCAGGUGAGCCUCACCAAGCUGGAUCAGAUCCACAACUUCCAGAUGCUGCUGGAGAGGCUGCUGAUCCGGGCACCUCGCCUUAGCCGGGCCAAGCUCCCUUUUGAUUGGUCGGCCCGAUCAGUGGCGCUGCUGACGCGCUUCCAGCAGCUCCAUACCCUGGAGCUCAAAUACUUCUGGAGCUUUAAGGGGGUGUGUCCAGACACCAUGCAGGAACUGACCAAGGCCCUGCCCAAUCUCAAGACCCUGGUCCUGCACGUACUCGUGCCAGUCAAGGACCUGGGUGUAUCCUAUGCGCUCGAGUCCCGAUCCCUGGAAACUCUAGAUGUGUCCCAGAGCCGGGGCCUAGUCUUCCGCCACCUUGACCUGCCAGCCCUUAAAGCCCUUCGUGUGAAGAAGACAGUCCGGGGCAUCAUCCUCAACUGCCGUACUCGCCUGGCCCUGCAGAGCCGCUGGGCUUGCCUCUACACUCUCUUGUGCCGGGGGACUCCCAAUCUGAGAAUCUUCAAUAACCAGAUCCUGCUGCCUCACUGGCGGGAGCAGGCCUAUAAGGAACUACAUGCCUUAUUACUCCAGGCCUGCUACUGUACCCGCCACUCAGAUACCUGGCUCCUAUGAGGGAGUCUGGGAGGUACCCCCUUCCUCUAUGUCCUUAGCUCUCAGGGUAUGGGCCCACCAAACAGUAGAGAAAUCAGUUGUUACCCCCAUCCCUCAAAAAGCACCAAGUUGGAGUGGGAAGAGGGGAAGCGGGAUCAGGGCUGAGGAAAUGCCGAACAGGGGGAGGUUGGUUGGGUUCUUGGGGACUAUUUGUAAUGGAGGACACCUUUACAUUGGUAUUGCCUUUAUUUUUCUUCGUGUUGUGGUCUGUGAUUGUCUGUGAUAGGUGAUGGGGUGGACUGAUGGGGUCAUGACCAAAAAGUUCAGGUUUUGCACAAUGACUCAUGGGUCCUAGAAUGACAAAUACCCCCUCUUCCCCCAGGAAAAGGGACCUCCUCCCCUUGAAAGUUGAACUUCAGGGCCUAGAAAAACAAUUCUGUCAUGUCCAUGUCAUCAUGGACA
Sarcophilus harrisii (Tasmanian devil) is the source of this 1788-nucleotide messenger RNA. RefSeq lists its product as uncharacterized. The annotation marks the transcript as partial. Gene Ontology annotation, biological process: protein polyubiquitination; SCF-dependent proteasomal ubiquitin-dependent protein catabolic process. Gene Ontology annotation, molecular function: protein binding. Gene Ontology annotation, cellular component: SCF ubiquitin ligase complex. NCBI's taxonomy places the organism in Eukaryota, Metazoa, Chordata, Mammalia, Dasyuromorphia, Dasyuridae. The transcript has a single exon. The record is from RefSeq and is a predicted model, not a curated record.